AUGGACAGCAAAGCUAGGGUUGACGUCCCCCUGCAUCAAUCCAGCAGACAAGACAGGAAAGGGGGCAGAGAGAAACAGUCCAGUUGUCAAGGUCCAGUUGCCCGGGUGGAGCUCCAGGUGGAAGGGCUUGUUUUGGCCCUGGCUUGGAGCAGUGAGGAGGCAACAGUGAAAGCACGAAGGGAAGCUGUGCAACUGGAGGCCUGUUACUGGUCCAGUGAACAUCGCACCUCCAGUCACUAUCACCUCACCAAUGAAUCUCCCAACACCAAUGACAUUAGCUGGCCCUUUAAAUAUAGCCAUGAGACCUGUGGAAAGCAUGCUUUUCCUUCCCCAGGCAUUGCCAACCUCUCCCCCCUGGUUCAUUCUUUUCUGAGAAGUGUCAGAUUCAACAACAGUGUUGGUGAAAAGAUCUCCUUUGAUAAAAAUGGAGAAUUCAUUGGUGGAUAUGAUAUUAUCAAUUGGAUCACAUUCCCAAACAAAUCCUUUGUUAGAGUCAAAGUUGGAGUGAUAGAUCCCACAGCUCCACCAGAGAAGUUCUUCAAUAUUUCUGUAGAUUCCAUCACGUGGCCAGUAGGCUUUAAUCAGGCAUUACCUUUAUCUUUGUGUAAUGAUCCUUGUGAGACAGGACACUGCAAGGCCAAGAAAGAAGGGGAGUCGUUUUGCUGCUAUGGUUGCUGGCUGUGCCCAGAAGGGAAAAUAUCAAAGGAGAAAGAUAUGGAUGACUGCUCCCCAUGUCCUGUAGAUCAAUAUCCAAAUCCUGACAAAAAUAUGUGCAUUCCAAAACGGAUCACUUUUUUGUCCUACGAAGAACCUUUGGGGAUCAGUCUGACUGUUCUUUCCCUUUGUUUUUCUUUAAUGACAACUUUGAUCAUCACAAUAUUCAUGAAACACAAAGACACUCCCAUCGUCAAAGCCAACAACCGAAAUCUCACUUAUAUACUUCUAGUUUCCCUCCUCCUCUCUUUCCUUUGUGUCUUUCUAUUUGUCGGGAGACCAGAUAAGAUUUUGUGUCUCCUUCGACAACCAGCUUUUGGCCUCAUCUUUUCUGUAGCAAUUUCUUGUGUAUUGGCCAAAACCUUUGUUGUGGUUCUAGCAUUCAUAGCCACCAAACCUGGUUCCAGAUUGAAGAAAUGGGUGGGUGGAAGAAUGGUCAGCUACAUUAUUAUUUCCUGCUCCUUUGUUCAAAUAUGUAUUUGUGCUGUAUGGCUAAUAAUAUCCCCACCAUAUCCAGAUUGUGAUAUGCAGUCAAUGUCUGAAGAAGUCAUCUUGGAGUGCAAUGAAGACUCAGUCAUGUUCUGCUGUGUUUUGGGCUUUAUGGGUUUUCUUGCUCUGGUUAGCUUCUCUGCUGCUUUUCUAGCUAGGAAGUUACCUGAUAGUUUCAACGAAGCCAAAUUCAUUACCUUCAGCAUGUUGGUCUUCUGCAGUGUUUGGCUGUGCUUUAUUCCAACUUAUCUAAGCACAAGGGGAAAAUAUAUGUUAGCUGUGGAGAUCUUCUCCAUGACCUCCUCCAGUGCUGGCUUACUGGUAUGCAUCUUUCUUCCCAAAUGUUUUAUCAUUGUUAUGAGACCUGAACUGAACAAUAAACAUCAGCUCAUGAAAAGAAAGUUUUAAUUAAAAAAAAUGUAUAUGUAUUUCUAGGAGAAUUUUCCAAUUUUGAAGUCUGUGACCAAUUUAAAAUUUUAUUUAACUGAAAUGGAUUUGCUUCUGUAUUUCAAAAUGGGAGGCAAAUUUGAAA
This is a messenger RNA of Pantherophis guttatus, 1735 nucleotides long. Its product is annotated as vomeronasal type-2 receptor 116-like. Gene Ontology annotation, biological process: G protein-coupled receptor signaling pathway. The record is from RefSeq and is a predicted model, not a curated record. Gene Ontology annotation, molecular function: G protein-coupled receptor activity. Gene Ontology annotation, cellular component: plasma membrane. NCBI's taxonomy places the organism in Eukaryota, Metazoa, Chordata, Lepidosauria, Squamata, Colubridae.